GCGUCGUCUACAAGUGGCUACAGCUCAGACUUUUGACUGCGGUUUUGUCUAUUGGCUAUGGCCAAGGUCGACGCCCGCCAGAAACGAAACGGGAGAGCUGAUCAUGGAUGUCGGAAGCGUGCAGUCGGUGCUAGCUCAAAAUCCAUGCCGGGAAAAGCAAGUGGAGACGAUAUUGACAGCAAUGGGUCAUCCGCUCGGCGGACCCUGCCAAUGCAUCUUUGUCUACGGCCACGCGUCCACCGGCAAGACGCGCACUGUGCACAGUAUCAUGAAAACACUGAACUUGCGGCAUGCCUUUGUAAGUGGCCUGGAGGCUUACACUCCCCGGCUGCUGUUUGGGGCUGCACUGAGCCAGCUGUUUGGGAGUACUGAUGCCUGUGACAACUUGUGCGACUUUGUGAGACACCUUGCAGAAGGGUUGCCUGAAACACUCCCUGCUUACAUUGUUGUGGACCAGGCUGAGAGACUACGCGGCCAAGGUCUGCUGGGGGCACUGGCACGUCUGCGAGAGCUGUCAGGGCGGCCUUUGUGCUGUAUACUGAUCUCUCGUGUUCCUUGGGAAAAGUUCCGGGAGGCGGGCGUCAGUUCGCCCUACCGCGUCCACUUCCCGCAGUACACUGCUUCGGAGCUCAGCCAGCUGUUGGGUGGUGAUACGCUGCUGCCCACUGUACUGGGGGGAACCACUCUCAGCCUGCGGGAACUGCAACAUGCUGCAGCUGGCAUUGGCAUCACCCCUGAAGGUGACGGCAGUGCUUCCUGGCGGAAAGAGGUGGCAUCACGCCUCCGCCAGCGUCUCCAGUCUGUCUACCUUCGAGAGAGCAGUGGAAGCCAGCAGCCUGUUCGAAUCGAGCUGCCAUUCCAUGCACGGUUCUUAUUGCUGGCAGCUUACCUGGCUUCGUACAACCCUCCGGGCACAGACCGCAAGUUCUUUGUCAAGGCACGAGGUCCAGGUACCAAACGGCAGAAAAAGUCCAACCACCUGAGCCAGCACUUGCUGGGUCCCAAGCAAUUUCCCCUCAACCGGCUGGUGGCCAUUUUCCACGCCAUUGUGGAUGAACAUGUGGCCCCCUCUGCAGUAACCCUUGCCCAGGUGGAAAGCCUGGUCUCGCUUCGUCUGCUGGUACGAGUGAGUCGGGAAGAACAGCUGAGCACGCCUCGCUACAAGUGUCUUGUUGACCUGGACUUUAUUCGUGCUGUGGCAAGGACAGUUGCAUUCGACAUUUUGGGGCACCUGAAUGACUUUGCCUGCUGAAAAUUCACCAGUCAACAUAGCAGCUCAAGUUCAAGAAGAGGCCAACGUGCCACAAGCUGCUCAGUGCUUCGGUGGUGUUUUCACUGACAAAACUGCAUUUCUGCUCACCUACACAUGUACAGCACAUAGUACCAUCCACUUCUUUCAAGAUUUUUCGUCCGGUGUUUAAUGUGAAAUCUUCUUUCAUUUUCAGAAAUGAACACUUUUGUUUCGUG
This is a messenger RNA of Dermacentor silvarum, 1467 nucleotides long. It is a transcript of the gene Orc5, whose product is annotated as origin recognition complex subunit 5. Bases 104 to 1252 code for a protein of 382 amino acids. Gene Ontology annotation, biological process: DNA replication; DNA replication initiation. Gene Ontology annotation, cellular component: nucleus; nuclear origin of replication recognition complex. The transcript has 9 exons. Gene Ontology annotation, molecular function: DNA replication origin binding. The record is from RefSeq and is a predicted model, not a curated record. Lineage: Eukaryota; Metazoa; Arthropoda; Arachnida; Ixodida; Ixodidae.